UCGUAUAUCUGACAGUUGAUAUUUGUAUUGGCAAAAAUCAGUGUUUUUCUAACUGAAAGGGGUGGUUGUGGGCGAAUGUUUCGCCAGAAAAUCCUAAUUCUGAUGAAAUUUGGAAGGAAAAGUAACAAAAUUCUAACGUGAAGAUAUCGAAAUUCUAAAAUAUAAAACACUAAAUUAAAAAAAAAUCUAUAGAACCGUAAAACAAGUGCUUUGUGAAAAAUUAACUAUUAUUAGCAACAAAAACAACAACACACGAACAGAAAAGCAAACAACAUUGGGGAUAAACUGACAAUGAGAGCAGCAGCAUAGCAUGGUGUUAAAGAAUUCAUAAAACGAAAUAAUAAUGAAACAAAACAAAUGCGAAAAUAAAACAUAAACAAAUGGCAACAUAAUAUACAAACAAUAUAUUAAUGAAUUAUAUACAUAUCUAGAUAUGUAUGUUUGUAGAUGUUUUGCUAAGAAAAAGUAAAAGCUUGCUUGUAGACCGCCUCAAGUUAAAGAACUGAAAUUGGGACGGUACCUAUCAGCCGACAAAACACAACAAGAACAACUUGUGACCACAUGAAACGCCGCGAAUUCAGGUUUUGUGCGCUAUAGGUAGGGAAAGAAGAAAAGAAGAGCCAACAUUAUUAUUGACUGGGGAAGAGACAACAAUAAAAACAACAACAACAGCAUUACCAUAAUAACCCCAGUUUAUGAUAAUUUAGCCAACAUUAACAUUGGCAAAUAAAAAAAAAGACAACACAACAAAGAAAGUUUAAAAGAUUUCGAGUCUUUUCUCUUCUUCCAUUUCAAGUGGAUUUAUCAGAAAUCUAAUCCAAAACGAAUACCGUGUGUUAAGCUUACUCCCAGUUUGUUUUCCUCCCAUCCAUAAUAGCCCAUCCCCAGUACAAUCAUCAUCAUCAUCAUGGAUUUCAUACAGAAUAUAACAAAAGGUCUGCUAGAAUUUCUGUCUUCAUAUAUUGAUUUGGAUUAUUCUUUGUGGCUGUAUCGUCUAUUGACCCCACUUAUUGUAACAUUCCUGCUGCCACUGGUAUUUGUGGCCCUAAUUUAUAUAUCCUUUCUGAUAUUGUUUAUCUACAAAUUACAUAGAGAAGUCAUUUUACGAUCGGUACGCUCAGAUCGCAAAUUCUGGGAGGUUGGACGUAAACUUGUCGCUGCCAUAUGGGAUGCCCAUGCCCGCAUCUAUCAUGGCUACGAGGUGAUUGGUAUGGAACACAUUCCCAAAGAUGGUCCAGCAUUGAUUGUCUACUACCACGGUGCCAUACCCAUCGAUAUGUAUUAUUUAAAUUCACGCAUGAUGUUGCAAGAGAAUCGUCUAAUCUACACCAUUGGUGAUCGUUUCCUGUUCAAGCUACCCGGUUGGGGUACAAUAUCUGAAGCAUUCCACAUUAGUCCCGGAACAGUGCAGUCAUGUGUCAACAUCUUACGAGAUGGCAACCUAUUGGCCAUAUCACCGGGUGGUGUGUAUGAGGCACAAUUCGGUGAUAACUAUUAUGAAUUGUUGUGGCGAAAUCGUGUGGGAUUUGCCAAAGUUGCGUUGGAGGCUCAGGUGCCAAUAAUACCCUGUUUCACACAGAAUUUACGUGAGGGAUUCCGACAAGUUGGUAUUUUCCGUACAUUCUUUAUGAAACUCUAUAAUACCAUUCGAAUACCGGUGUAUCCCAUCUAUGGUGGGUUUCCUGUGAAAUUUCGUACUUUUUUGGGUAAACCAAUUGAAUAUGAUGGCUCGUUGACGCCGGAGCAGUUGCAAGUGAAGGUCGCUCACGCUCUGGAGGAUUUAAUCAACAAACAUCAACGUCUACCCGGCAGUAUAUUCCAUGCCUUACUCGAUCGUUUUCCGCCAUUUAGAAGCAAAAAAGAUUAAGACCCUUGGGGACAAGGAUAAAACCUCAUUACAGUUAACAAACAUAUUAGUUUAUUUAAAAAAAAAACAAAAUCUCAUAACUGUGUUAAUUUUUUUUAUUUUAAAUAUUUUCCUCAUACAUUUUAUUAUUAUUUUUUUUCUAGCAAUAAGUAAAAAGUCAACAAUUUUUAAAUUUCACAAAAAUGUAUUCGAAUGAGAUUUAAGUUCUUGGGUAAGAAGACAGUACUUAAGCUUUGGUUGUAGAUAAUUUUUUUUUUAAUGUAUGUUAUAAGUAUUUUAAUAAAUAAGAACUAUUGUGUAUGGGUGGAGAAAUGUUUUGGCGGAUAAACAAACCAAGACUAGAUUUUUACAACCUAGAAUUUUUAUAAAGAUUUAAAAGUAUUUGCAUUCGAAAUUUUAUUAAUAGCCUAACAUUGUUACUUUCUUAGUUCGAGUUGCAUAUGAAUUGCUAAAAUAGACUAUUUAAGAAAAAAAAAAACAAUAAAACAGAACAGAACAGAACAGAACAAUACAUUUGAAAUGUAACCAAACACACAUGAUCAUUUGAAUAUAAGACUAUAAUUGAAAUACCUAUAUAUAUAUAAAAUUGUGUAUAUGUAUGUAUUUAUGAAACAUUGCUAUUUAUUAUUAAUAAAACAAAUAUCAAAGAGAAUCAAAGAAAAGAAAGUUGAAUAAAUUCUUUAUUAACUUAA
Molecule: messenger RNA, 2559 nt
Organism: Musca domestica (house fly)
Lineage: Eukaryota; Metazoa; Arthropoda; Insecta; Diptera; Muscidae
Product: monoacylglycerol/Diacylglycerol O-acyltransferase
Exons: 4
Coding region: 908-1867 (319 amino acids)
Cellular component (GO): membrane
Molecular function (GO): acyltransferase activity
Source: RefSeq, a predicted model, not a curated record